GACAACAUACAGCAAUUAGAAUACAAGAACUUCUUUUAGAUAUUUUAGAUAAUACAAAUAUUAGUAGCAAGUUAUUAGAACUUACAACUGAUAAUGCAAAAUCAAUGAUAGCUAUGGGUCAUGAUCUUAAAACUGAAUUAGCUUCAAAAGGAAAUAAAGAAUUAAUUCAUCAAUGA
This is a messenger RNA of Scutellospora calospora, 176 nucleotides long. The record is from the annotation of a GenBank genome assembly. Lineage: Eukaryota; Fungi; Glomeromycota; Glomeromycetes; Diversisporales; Gigasporaceae.